CUAACCACAAUAGUGCUGCGAAGGCAUUAGAGUUUGUAAAGCUACCCGGUGCUAACCCCACCACACUAACCUCCACUCGUAGUCCUCGAAUCAAAGAUAACCUAAAACUAUUCGACCUGCCCACUCUUCAUCAUGCUUCUUAUACUUAUUCUUUCUGUAUUCCUCAUCACCACACCCCAUAUUACUGCUCUUCUCAGCUUCUUCAGGAGCAAGACAACUCCUGUGCUCUGCAGAAUUUUGUCUGCGUCUAUUAUUCAACACACGAGCGUAUCCAUUACUCUAAAUCCAACAGUACAACAGUCGACAUGGGUUCCAUAACAAAUGCCGGCGACAACUCUAAGGUGGAUGUCCUUGUCGUUGGUGCUGGCCCAGCUGGCAUGAUGGCCGUCACUUGGUUCGCGCGGUGUGGAAUCAAGGCCAAAAUCGUCGACAAGCGUGGCACCAAGAUCUAUAACGGCCAGGCCGAUGGGUUGCAGUGUAGGACCUUAGAGAUCCUCGAUUCCUUCGAGUUUGCCGACCGCGCAUGGAAGGAGGGCAACCAUAUGCUCGAGAUCUGCCUCUGGAACCCCGGACGGGAUGGUGUCAUCCGGCGCUCAGAUCGCAUCCCAGAUACUAUCCCCGGCAUUUCGAGGUUUCAACAGCUCGUUCUUCACCAAGGCCGUAUCGAGCGCUUCUUCCUCGAUUCGCUCAAGGACCACAGCGAUAUUCGCGUGGAACGCGGCGUGUUACCCCAGUCGUUAACAUUUGAUGAGUCAAAGGCGGAAGAUGAUGAUGCCUAUCCUAUCAAAGUCACCCUUAAGCAUCUAACGGAGGAUGAAAUCAAUCCUCCACAAAGCAAUGCAACAAAAUGCGGAGCAGCACCCUCCGAUGGUCUUUACCGUAGCAACAUGGCUCCAGAUGAUACCGAAGAACUCCUGAACAAGACCGCCAACGACAAGGUAGGCACACAAGAGACCAUUCAGGCAAAAUAUAUGAUAGGAUGCGACGGUGCACACUCCUGGACGAGAAAGCAGCUUGGAUACACUCUCGAUGGUGAACAAACUGAUUACAUCUGGGGUGUUUUGGAUAUUAUCCCAAUCACCGACUUCCCUGACAUUCGCCAGAGAUGCGCUAUUCACUCGGCAAAUUCUGGAUCAGUCAUGGUCAUCCCACGUGAAAACAAACUUGUCCGCCUGUACAUUCAAAUGACCACAACUGAAAAGGGAGGAGAGCCCGUCGACAGAACCAAUAUCACCCCGGCCAUGAUCUUAGAGUGUGCCAACCGCACGCUUGCACCGUACAAGCUCAGCUACGAGUACUGUGACUGGUGGACAGCAUAUCAGAUCGGUCAAAGAGUUGGCUCCAACUUCUCCAAGAACGAGCGUAUCUUCCUUGCCGGUGACGCGGUUCAUACCCAUUCUCCAAAGGCUGGCCAGGGGAUGAAUGUCAGCAUGCAAGACACCUACAACCUAUGCUGGAAGAUCUCAGCGGUUUUGAACGGCACCGCAGACCGACGAAUUUUGAAGACGUACCAAUCGGAGAGGAGACGUAUCGCACAAGAUUUGAUUGCAUUCGACCACAAGUUCUCCCGUCUCUUCUCUGGACGUCCAGCAAAGGAUAUGAUGGAUGAGGCCGGUAUCAGCAUGGAGGAAUUCAAGAACGCCUUCGAGAAGGGCAACUUGUUCGCUAGCGGCGUGGCUGUUGACUACGGAGCAAGUUUAAUUGUUGCUAAGGACGGUAGCAGUAUUGAUCAGGGCGACGGUACUGACGUGGGAGUUAUCAAUUCUAAACGCGCUGUCAGCAAGCAACAGCUCGCUACCAAUGUAAAGCUCGGCAUGCGAAUGCCCAGCUUCAAGGUCCUCAAUCAGUCCGAUGCUCGCCCAUGGCACUUCCAGGAGAUCCUACGAAGCACUGGUCAGUGGAGACUCGUCGUCUUCGCCGGCGAUGUUUCGGACAAGGGACAGAUGAGCCGAGUGCAGAAGUUGGGCGAGACCCUCGCGGCUAACGAUUCCUUUAUCUCGCGCUUCACUCCCGCUAGCAAGCCGAUCAACUCUGUGAUCGAGAUCUUGACCAUCCACAGCGCGCCACGUGCGUCCACCGAGCUCCACGAUUUCCACGAUAUUUUCCACCCAUACUCGAAACGUGACGGCUGGGACUACUGGAAGAUCUACGCAGACGACAUUUCGUACCACGAGGGCCACGGAAAGGCCUAUGAGAACUACGGUGUUGACAAGAAGAAGGGUUGUGCAGUUAUCCUGCGUCCGGAUCAGUAUGUUUCGUGGGUAGGAGAGCUUGAGGAUGUUCAGGAUAUGGAUAGGUUCUUCUCAGGAUUUAUGAAGAUGUAGAAUUAAACGUUUCUUUUAGGAUAAAUAACGAAG
Molecule: messenger RNA, 2357 nt
Organism: Pseudogymnoascus verrucosus
Lineage: Eukaryota; Fungi; Ascomycota; Leotiomycetes; Thelebolales; Thelebolaceae
Exons: 2
Coding region: 306-2324 (672 amino acids)
Molecular function (GO): FAD binding
Source: RefSeq, a predicted model, not a curated record